GAACUCUCCUCUUCUCUCGCGAUCCUUUUCUCGCGCGGAGCUAGGGCACCGCGCCUCCUUCUCCUUUCUUCUCCUCACCACCGGCCGGCGGCUACUCUUCUCUUCCUUUGCCGCCGGCCGGCCGGCCGGUCCUCCACACCCAACCUCCUCUUCUCCAAUCUGCUCCAAGCGGCGACGGCAGCAACCUCGGCGACUUCUUUGAGCGGACAGCGGCUUUGGGUCUAGGGUUCUCUUGACGGCGGAGUGUUCUCCUCCGGCAAGGUAGUCCUUCUUCAUCCCUGUCUCAGCGGAUCUUCCUGUGGACGGCGUUCCGAAAGCAGAAGAUUCCAAUAGGGACAGCCGGCCGAUCCUUCUUCUUCUCCGGCGAAUUUCUUCUUCCAUCACUGAUUAGUGUUGUGGCUUCCUGUGGACGGCGUUCCGAAGGCAGGAGUUCCAGCAAUUCAGUGUAUCAAAUUCCGGCAGAAGCUGAGUUGUCCGUGUUGUUCUACUUCUUCUCCGGCGAGCUUCCCAUCUGAAUCCCAAGGCUGAUGCUGCUGUGGACUUCCCGCGGACGGUGUUCCGAAGGUGGGCAGAACUCUAGCAUCUCAGUGUGUCCAAUUCCGGGAGAAGCAAACUCUAGCAUCUCAGUUGUGUAUCAAUUUACAUCCGAUCAUAGAACAGUCGUUGAGUUUGCUGUUCACCAGUGAUGGCGUUCCAGAUUUGGGCCUCUGUGUGACGACGGAGGUAGUCAAUUGGUGUAUGAUCACGGAGGAAUGGGUGUGGUUGAUUAACUUAGUUUGUUUCCGUAUUUGACUUGUUUAGUUUUUGUUUUUAUGCAUUUUGGAUAUUGUAGUUAAUGUUUUAAUUAAUGUUGCUUAGUUGUUAGUUUAUCUUCAUGUUAAUUGUUUAAAGUUAAUGUAGUUUACUUUCUUAUUUCAUUAGGUUGUAAUGUUUUUUAUUGCUUCUUAGAUUGAUAGAUUGCACUUUAUUUAGUUUCAUAUUCUGUUUAGUUACAUUUAUGUAUGAUUGUUAAUCUUGUAUCAUAGGGUGAUAAUGUGGUACAAGUUUAGCUUUUAUGCAUAAUUAGGUUUUGUUUAUUGUUGUUAAGUUUGUUUAGUUAAUUGUCUUUGUUUGAUUGUUGCUUUCUUUAUGCAUGUUUGAGUUCUUUGGUAUAUUUCAUGUUAUUCCCAUUGAUAGAUAUUCUUGUAUCGUAGCAUGACAAUGCGAUGUAGGAAAAUCUUCAAUGGUUAGUUAGGAUAGACAUAGCUUUAUUACUUGCAUUGUCUUCCAUUAUUUAGAUUAGAUUUCAUUUGAUGCUUCGCUAUUUCGAUUCUUAGUUUAGUUGUGUUGAUAGUUAAUCCAUAACGUAGAGUGACAAUGCGUUGUGGAUUAAUUAUUCACACAUAGUUAGAUUUCAUUCCAGCACUAGAUUAGUUUUCUAUACUUGUUCUGCUUUUAAUUUGUUAAAUUUAGAAUCAAAAACCCAAAACCCCAAUUCCAUAUUAAAAACCCCAAAAAUUGAAAUAACAUACGAUCCUAAGUUUACCAUCCUAUCGUUGCUUUUGUUGGCGGACGAUCCGAGUUAUUCCUAUGCUACAUUAGCGUAUGAGGGGUUUGGUACUUCAUUGUUUGAUGCCCAAUUCGCGACAAAAUUGGGCCCUAAAUCAAAUUUUGGCGCCGUUGCCAGGGAUGAAAUAUGCAAUGUUUGGUAAUUUUAGGAUUGUUUUUAUUUUGGAAAACCUAGAAAUUUCGUUGGUUUGAUUGUUUGUAUGUUUAUAUAUCCAUGUGUUGAUUUUAUUUGUUCCUGAGUCUUCUAAUUUUAUUUGCUAAUUGUCAGUGUAAGAACAGGAAAUUCUUUCUACCAUGGAUCCAUAUCAGUAUUUUGGAGAUUGGAGGAAGAGACAGUACUACCUACCUAUGGAGCAGCGGAAUAGGUAUGAGGAAGUACAAGAAAAAUUUACAGAGUCAGUUUGGAAAUGCAAUGAAGUCAUGCAACAAAUAAGAGAGCAUCAAGAACAAUAAUUUUCAAGGAUACAGAAUAUUCAAAGUCAGUUACAUCAAUCAGUUGCAAGCACAAAAUUCCAGUGGAGAGAUGGAAAGUAGUGAUUCUGUCAGUGUUGAGAAUGAUGCAGGUAUUGUUGCUGAAGAUGAAGAUAUAAGUGUAGGGGAUUGCUUACUGGAAGCAAUACCCCAAGGAUCACCUGAAUUUGAAGAUGAAAGUGUAGGGACUUGUGCUAUGGAGUCAAGCACCCAAGGAUCACUACAUGAAGAUGUACAUACACCAGAAACAGAGCUUGAACAUUUAUUUGAUGAGGAAGAGGUAACAAUCACCACUCCAGGUACCUUUCAACACGAUAAGGAGAACAUAAGCUUCCGAAGUGGGUGCUUACAUUGAACCGACUUAGACCUCCAGAAAGAAUUUUCAAGGGAAAAAGGAUUAAUAAGAAGAAUUUGAGUAGAACCAUGAUUACUCUACUUCCGGGGUGACUUCUUUUGUUAGAUCUUCUUCAACCACCGGGAAUGAAAGGGGAGUUGACUCUAAUUUAGCUUUCUUUUGCAUUUUAAUUCAUGCUUUGUUAAUAAAUUUGUUAUACGUUUAUUUGGUUUCAUACUUUGCAUUUGCACUUUGUUUUUACAUUUUGCAUUGUAUUUUCACAUUUGCUUUCAUACUUUGCAUUUUGUUUAGUACAUAGCGUGUCUUUUUGGAAUAAAAAUCUCUGUGGGAAUUUUCUAAGUAAUAUUUCUAAGAUGGUAAAAGUUUCUUAAAUUGGACCAUCAAUUUUAGGUCAUGUGACAUGAGUGGAUGUUUUACUUACAUGAUAUUGGUUAAAAUGGUGGUG
Messenger RNA from Zingiber officinale, 2819 nucleotides. RefSeq lists its product as uncharacterized. The transcript is spliced from 3 exons. Lineage: Eukaryota; Viridiplantae; Streptophyta; Magnoliopsida; Zingiberales; Zingiberaceae. The record is from RefSeq and is a predicted model, not a curated record. Bases 2072 to 2374 code for a protein of 100 amino acids.